Molecule: messenger RNA, 1455 nt
Organism: Clonostachys byssicola
Lineage: Eukaryota; Fungi; Ascomycota; Sordariomycetes; Hypocreales; Bionectriaceae
Source: the annotation of a GenBank genome assembly
AUGACUCCAAGCGCCAUCGACAAUCACAGUGCGAAUCCUGUGUGGGUUGACCGGAAUGCCCUUCGUACAGACUUUACGCUUGCCAUGUCGAAAAUGUACAAGGCUGAAGUGCCCCUUUACGGAGACCUGGUCGAGAUUGUGUCCAAGAUCAAUACCGACUUGAUGCAACAGUCUUCUCUGGACCCCAAGGUCUUGUCCCUGAGAUACGGAGACGAGCAAUCCACUCGUUUAGACAUAGAGCGGCACGGCGCCAUUCGCCUCGGCACUCCGCACGAGUUGAGCACAAUCCGCCGGCUUUUUGCUCUUAUCGGCCUGUAUCCUGUCGGAUACUAUGACCUCUCUGCUGCAGGCCUUCCAAUGCACGCCACCUGCUUCCGCCCAAGGACCGCGGCUUCGCUGCUAGUGAAUCCCUUUCGCGUCUUCACAUCAGUCCUGCGGCCCGAGCUCCUUGAGGAUCGAGCCACAAAGGACCUUGCGUUGGAACUCCUCUCCAGACGAACCAUCUUCAGUGACCAGCUCAUGCGUCUCCUAGAUGUGGGAGAAAUCCAGGGCGGGAGGUUUACCCAAGAGCAGGGCAGGCAGUUCAUUGCUGAGGCCAUCAAGACCUUUGGAUGGCAGUCCACCGCAGCUGCAACGCAUAAUGAGUACAGUCAUCUCCGCUCGGAACAUCCCAUCCUCGCAGACAUUGCCUGCUUCCGUACUUCCCACAUCAACCACCUUACCCCAAGGACGCUUGAUAUCAUUGCCGCACAGGACCAAAUGAAGGCUGCUGGCAUGCAAGUCAAGGAUAGGAUUGAAGGUCCUCCUGCACGAGCCUGCCCCAUUCUACUGCGCCAGACAAGCUUUUUGGCCAUUGAGGAACCCAUCAGAUUCACAGUCGAAGGUGGCUCAUCACUUCUCGGCGGCUCCCACAAGGCACGAUUCGGUGAGAUCGAGGAGCGCGGUGCUGCUGUAACGCCUAAGGGGAGGAGGUUGUACGAUGAGUUGCUCGAGAAUGCCAUGAACCAGGCCAGAUCCUUAGAGGGAGAGGGAGGUGGAAUUUCACCCGAUGCCAUAAACGAGGUUGUCAGCCAAGUCUUUCAAGCAUAUCCGGACGACUGGGAUGAACUGCGGCGGCAUGGACUCAUCUUCUGCACUUACAGGUGCACGACCAAGGGUCUGAAUAGUCGACUUGCACUAGGCAAGUAUAGCCUUGAGACACUCGUUUGCUUAGGUAUUGUAGAAGCGCGGCCCAUCACGUACGAGGAUUUCCUUCCCCUCUCGGCCGCGGGCAUUUUCCAGUCAAAUCUCGGCUCGAAAGGAUCCCCCAAGGAGCACGUAGCUCGCCCAGAUGAACGGGGCAUGGAGGAGGCACUUGGUGCCGCGCUCGAGGAUUCGGAUGAGCUCUACACAAAGAUGCAGAGCGACAGCAUCAUCGAGUGCGGUUCUGCUCUAUCUAUUAGCAUCGAAGUCUAG